AUGUUAACUGUGUUGGAUCUUAUAAUUCUCGUGUCAAUAAGCCGCCGUCUGAUCUGGGAUUUCCAAAAGUCUUUGCAGACGUCAACAACAACAAACGUUCUUGAUAAUAUCUUUGUGAGAGUGAAUAAUGACGGACGACAUCGAAGCUCGUUUGAUUCAGAGGUGUCAUAUGGGUUUAUUGCGCAGUUGGCGGGAUGUUCGGUUGCCGAAGUGAGGCAAUAUUUUACGGGAAAGCGUAGGUCUCGCAACGCAACCCAACCACUCUCGCCUGCUUCGACUUUGUCUUCACCUCCGGAAUUCACAAGUGAGUCCGAGUUCAAUGAACUUUCCAAAGCCCUUACCAACAAAACCCGGAGUACGAAGAACCCGAAAAAAGGAAGCAGAAAAGCGAACGUACGUCCACUUAGUGCCAUUACUGGUGGUGGAUCAUCAAUUGGCUCACAGAAUGAUUCUUUAGUAAAAGAUGAGUUGACGUACGAUGAUGCCGAACCUGAUCAGCAACGAAAAUCAAAAAAGCAACGCACAACGAAAAAGACGUCAGAAUCAUCUGACUUUGUUUAUACAGACGGAAUAGAGAAGCCUAAAAACAAACGCAAGGAACUUCCCUCAAAUGGUGGUAAAGGUCAGAAGAAGCGUUUCAAGCGUAAAAGAACUGAUCUACCGCCUAUUUUUCUAAGCGAAAUUAAUGGUAUAGCAAAACAGACAGACUUGUGUCGAUUCUUGAACUUUAGACUUUUUGGAGUUGAAGAUGAGGACUUUGUGUAUGGUCCUUCAUUUAAGUCAAUCGUUGAUCCGGAUCCCAUAGGCGAUUAUGAGAAAGUUGAGGCGUCGAUAGAUCAACAAAGUUAUAUACUUGAUAUGAUUGCUCCAACAUACAACAAAAUUUUGAAAAAAGAACUUCCUCAUUUGAAAAAUGCAAAAACUCGGAAGAUUCCCAACCUUGUGGUUACCCAGUUGUGUGAUUCUUGUGAAACCGCAAUAUUCAGUGGGUAUUGGAUGUGCUGUGUUUGUGGACGGGAGAUUUGCCUGGAUUGCUUCGACGAUUGGGACGAUGAGAAGGACAAGAGGGUGAAGUGUAGAUGUUCUUAUGCGCGAACUCACACGAAAGAACAAAUGAUUCCCAUAUAUCACUAUACUCAUGAUGAAAUCACGCGUCUCAUUGAAGAGACGGAAAAAAGGAUGGCGAACCGCGACGAUGAUGGGGUGGUAAUCGAAGAGGAUGAUUACGAACUUCCCGAUCCCAUUCCACCCCUUGCCCUCGUACAACCUGACAAUUUCACGCAGCUGGAUCUAGAGCAAACUACCAACGUGGAUGGUGAAAAUCCUCACCUAUCAAGUGACAAGGUCAAAGAUGAAUUAUAUGCCUCUCCAUCAGAGCCUCAAACGCGUAUUGUUAAUUUUGAGGUCGAAGGCGAGUCUCGAAAGGAGUGUGCAUCUGAAUCUAAAGUCAAGGUCGAGUCAGCCAACUAUACUUCUCUUGAAUUUUUGGCAUUAAAUGAGACGAGCGCCGAGUCUCAUGGUGAUCAGAAUGGUGAGGGUGCAAGGAAUUUGUCGCAAAAGUCAUCUGACCAUGAAGGUCUCGAAGCACCAUUUCCGACUGUGGCAUCCGAUAUACCUGUACCUGAACCUCCUCCGCAUGAUCGCCCCUCUCAACCGCAUGAUGAACAUCAGAAGGUUGUGUGGGAUGCUAACGAUUUAACCAAUGAAAUUUUUCAAGGAUUCUGGAGGAAAGGUUAUCCAAUUCUGAUCAAGAAAUUGAAAAAAAAAUUGUCUCCUCAAUUGUGGUCUCCUGGAUAUUUUAAAGAUAUGUAUGGUUCUGUUCAGUGUGAGACCGUUGACUGUAACACCGGGAAUAUUCGCUGCACAAGCGUGAGGGCAUUCUUUGAAGGAUUUCAAGACAUUGAGAAACGGUUAAUUGUUGAUGAAAAAUAUCCAUGUUUAAAGCUCAAGGAUUGGCCGGCGACCGAUGACUUCGCUAAUAUGUUUCCUGACCAUUUCGACGAUUUCAUGGAUGUGUUGCCUUUUAAGGAAUACACAACACGGAGUGGCGUUUUGAAUUUGGCCCAUCGACUGCCGAUUAAUAUGAAUCGACCCGACCUCGGGCCCAAAAUGUAUAACGCCUAUGGCUCUGACGACGGUGAACAUGGAAUAGGCACAACAAACCUUCAUCUUGACAUGACUGAUGCUGUGAAUAUGAUGGCCUAUGCACCUGCGGUGGAGGAUCGUCUCGAGGGAGAGAAGGACAAGCCGGCAGCAGCUGUUUGGGACAUCUAUCAUUAUCGCGAUCUUCCCAGAGUUCGUAGAUUCUUGCGCAAGAUUGCCAACGAAAGGGGCUUGAGAAUAGAUCAUCCCAUACAUGAUCAAUGCUUUUACUUGAAUGCAGUAUUACGUGAGCGCCUUCUUAAAGAAGAAGGUGUUACUGGCUGGAGGCUAUAUCAAAAUCCAGGUGACCUUGUCUUUGUUCCUGCUGGCUGUGCCCAUCAAGUCUGCAAUUACACUAGCUGCGUAAAGGUGGCCGUUGAUUUUGUAUCGCCUGAAGGGGUAGGACGAAGUUAUAAUAUCAGUCAACAAUUUCGAAAGCUGUCGCGCUCUCACAAAAGGAGAAGAGAUAUUUUGCAACUCCAAAGUAUCCUUCAUCAUUCAUGGUCGACGGCUCGUAUAGGCAAAAAAAAAGGAGAAAAAGAUGCCUAG
Molecule: messenger RNA, 2691 nt
Organism: Acaulospora morrowiae
Lineage: Eukaryota; Fungi; Glomeromycota; Glomeromycetes; Diversisporales; Acaulosporaceae
Source: the annotation of a GenBank genome assembly